UCCAAUGAAUGGCUGCUGGCGAGGGAAUCCAGACAUUUCAUCCGCUCUGUUGGAGUAACGAUGCAUCUAAAAGUUGCAGGCCGGGAGAUCUGGAGGACCGGAUUGAUGAGCCCUGAUCUAGUGGAUAAGACCCGGCCUGUCAGACACAACUCAGGGCAAACAGUAAGAGGGGUUUCCUCCAUCCUGGGGUCAGAGGUUAACUCUCCUCCUUCACGUCUGUAAAUUGUCUCCAUCAGUUCGGAGCUGAAGUCGAGUCGUUGGCAUGGCAACAGAAGGCGAGCGGGAUGCUGCGCGCGUGUCCUGUAGAUUAAGAGGGAACUGUGAUGUCAUGGAGGGGCUUCAUCUGCUGCCAUGAUGUAAUCAGAACCAGGAGGCCGGUUCUGAUCCGGAUGGUUCUAUGGGUCGAAGAGAGAACUGGAUCCAUUAUUAACCUUUCAGCCAGCUGACCUUCUGUGAGCAGCAGAAAGUGUUGUGUGGUGUGACAGCCUGUGACCUCUGACCUCUGACUCCAGCUUCACUAGGACAGAGGCCGAUUCAGGAACUGAGUUCUGGUAGAACCAGCUGGUCCGUUAAAGGGGAAGGUACCGUCCAGCGCAGUCCUCCUCAGGCUGACCAACCGUUCCUGACCCAACCGGUUCCGGUUCCUCUGCGGUCUGUUCCGGUUCUUCCCAGAACCCAGAACUGCUCUGCUAUUUAUAGCCACUGAUUUGCAUAUUUUUCUCAACAAAAGCAUUGAAACUGAAAUUCAAAUCCGUCCGUUCAGAACCGCGUCGCUCUAGCCGAUCGAACCGGCAGAGCACGGGAAAAGCCUGGCGUCACCAUGGAAACCAGGACGCGCUGGCACGUCAGAGGGGUCGUGACCUCUGAAGGGUUGCUGGUUCUUUAGCUCAGCGCUGCUAGCGCUCGGAGCCGCUGUCUGAUUCUGUGUGUAACUUCAUGUGUCAUGAGAAAUGCCUGAAGACGCUGCGGGCGGUGUGCACCUGCAUGGCUCCGUCUCAGGUUCAGGUGCCGGUGGCUCACUGCUUCGGCCCCGCCGGUCAGAAGAAGCGUUUCUGCUGCGUGUGCAGGAAGCAGACGGAGGGAAGCACGGCGCUGCGCUGUGAAGUGUGCGAGCUGCACGUCCAUGCCGACUGCGCCGCCUUCAGCUGCGCAGACUGUCGCUGCUGCCACCUGGACCAGAACCUGCAGCAGGAAUCGCUGCAGCACCAGUGGAGGGAGGGAGUCCCGGCGUCGGCGCACUGCGAAUUCUGCCGCCGCUCCUGCGGUUCCUCUGAGGUUCUGUCCGGGUUGAGGUGCGAGUGGUGCGGCGUCACGGUCCAUGCGUCCUGCUGCCACCGCCUCCCGGCAGAGUGUGCCCUGGGGCGACUCCGCAGCAUGAUGCUGCCACCGCCGUGCGUCCGACUCCAGUCCAGGAACUUCAGCAAGAUGCAGUGCUACCGGAUCGCCGAGAGCAGCAGCCAGGACCGCGAUAACUGGGAUGAAGCCGAACCAGCAGCUACUGCGCCCAGAGAGCUCCAGUCUGCAGCUCCAGAAACCAGUAAGCUGGUCAUCAAGGUGUUUGACGGCGAUGAUGCUUUGAGGCGCGGCUUCUUCCGAUUGGUUCCCAGCUGCCGAGGCGUGAAGAACGAGGAAGUGGAGGCAGCGCUGAGGGCCUUCUACCUGCCCGGCGAGCCUCAUCAUUUUGACCUGGAAGAUGUUGGCGCUGUGCAGCGUCACCAUAGCGACGACUUCCAGAACCAGAACGCCGGCGAGGCCCGGGUGCUGAGGGCCAAGCUACGGCGUGAUGAUGUCAUCAAGGUGCACGCUGCAUGGAGCAGGUGGAGUGCAGCAUCAGUGGAAGUAUCAGAGACGAGCACAGCGGCGUCCGUCCUGAGCGACGUUCUGCUGCAGCUGGACAGACAGGGCGAAGACGCCUCCAGCUUCAGUCUGCAGGAAGUCUGGAUGAGCAGCAAGCAAGUGCAGAGACAAACCCUGAGUCCUCAGGAGAAGAUGGUGGACAAACUGCAGGAGAUCAGGCAGCUCUCCCUGCGACAGAUGAACCAGACCCGUUUCUACGUAGUCCAGAACCAGAACCCGACCGUGCAGGUCAGCCUGCUGGUCUCAGGACUGCCCCCCCUGCUGACCAAGGAGGAGUACUGCAGCCUGCUGGAGGAACAUCUGGACUUCAAAGGUCACCUGGUCACGCUAACUCACUUCUAUGAAGCUCAAGGUGCUGUGGCGCUGCAGAUUAGCUGCUUCGCUGAAGCAGAGAGGAUCUACAUGUUGGCUAAAGACACGACCAUCAGCAACAAGACGCUGACAUCACUGAUCAUACCUGAGAUCCAGUGCCAGAAGCUGGGGGACGCAGUCUGCCCCCUGCUGGUGUUCGUGAACCCGAAGAGCGGCGGGCUGAAGGGCAGAGAGCUGCUGCACAGCUUCAGGAAGCUGUUGAACCCCCACCAGGUGUUUGACAUCACCAACGGAGGCCCGCUGGCAGGCCUCCACGCCUUCAGGGAGGUUCCCAGGUUCCGGGUUCUGGUCUGCGGCGGCGAUGGCACGGUGGGAUGGGUUCUGGGGGUUCUGGAGACCGAGAGGCACAAGCUGGUUUGCCGCGAGCCGCCCAUUGGCAUCGUCCCUCUGGGAACAGGGAACGACCUGGCCCGGAUCCUGCGCUGGGGGCCGGGUUAUGGCGGCGACGACCCCCACCACAUCCUGGCGUCCGUGGACGAGGCGGACGAAGUCCAGAUGGACCGCUGGACCAUCCUGCUGGACGCGCAGGACGUCUCAGAGGACGGGACGGACAGCGGCGUCCUGGAGCCGCCCAAGAUCGUCCAGAUGAACAACUACUUCGGCCUCGGCAUCGACGCCGAGCUCAGCCUGGACUUCCACCUGGCCCGGGAGGGAGAACCCGACAAAUUCACCAGCAGGUUCCACAACAAAGGCGUUUACGUGAAGAUGGGUCUGCAGAAGAUCAGCCACAGCCGCAGCCUCCACAAGGAGCUGCAGCUGCAGGUGGACAAGCAGCCCGUCCCGCUGCCCAACAUCGAGGGGCUCAUCUUCCUCAACAUUCCCAGCUGGGGUUCUGGAGCCGACCUGUGGGGGUCGGAGGCCGACGGCCGGUUCUCCAGGCCCAGGAUUGACGACGGCCUGCUGGAGGUGGUCGGGGUCACCGGGGUCGUCCACAUGGGCCAGGUGCAGAGCGGGCUGCGCUGCGGGAUCCGGAUCGCCCAGGGAUCCUACAUCCGCCUCAUCGUCAGCAAAGAGCUUCCUGUCCAGGUGGACGGCGAGCCCUGGCUGCAGGCGCCGGGACACAUCAUCAUCUCUGCUGCCGGACCCAAGGUACCGGGGAUUGGCCCUGCAGGUCCGGAUGCUCAGGAAGUCCAAACAGAAACAGAGGAAGUCUCCGUCCAGCAGAGACGGACGCUCAGACAGUCCGUCCUCUAGAGACGGGGGACACUGACCGGACCGGACCGGACCGCCGGUUCUGCCUCUGCAGCUGCUUCGUGUUGAAGCCGGGAGGCCGGUCCGGUCCGGUCCGGUUCCGGUGGCUGAGAUUCCACUCGUGUAGCUUUUAUGUAGAUCCACAGGAAGACAGACGCAGGAUGAAGGUUCCAUUUCCUGGUGAGGAAGAGGAGGAGGUCAAAGUUCAUUUCUGCUCCUAAAACAAAAAAUAAUCAUUCAGGACGAGUGAGAAGAAGAACCGGGUUCAUCGGGUCCGAGUGGAACCAAAACCACUGCUAACCCGUAGCUGUGGAUUUAUAUCAUCUUAUAUCGCAGGACGAAGAGGAGGAUGAAGAUCGGCAUCCAGACGUUUCCUCUGCAAACAUCUGGACCAGAACCGGGUCGGGUUCUGGAGAACAUCCAGAACAUGGACAGUAAGCUCCUGAUUCAUCGCCACAUUAAAUGUUUUGACUGGUUGUCAUGGUGAUUCCUGCCUUUUCUGGGGCUCAUUGAGGAGGCGGAGCUCCAGAACCUUCUGGUUCCUGCAGAACAUUAGAACAGCGGUGGGCAGUCCUGGUCCUGGAGGUCCGGUCUCCUGCAACCUUUAGAUGUGUCUCUACUUCAGCACACCUGAGUCACAUAAUGAGGUCAUUAGCAGAACUCUGGAGAACCGGUCGGGUUCUUUGGAGAACCCAACUGCACUGAGGAGGACAUUCAGCCGUUGGACCAGGGAGACUCUAAGAGCUGCAGGCCAGCGGCCCCCCAGGACCAGGAGUUCAUUAGAACCUCCAGGUCCAGUUCCUCCAGAACCAACGAGAAUGUGGACACUUCUCUCUGCUCUCUGAUUGGCUAAAAACCAGGAAGUCCUCUAGCGGUGGGAGACUAAAAGUCCUAGGAUUGGACAGAGAAAUAGGUUGAAUUCAGAAGGUUCUGGAUGUUUAACCGGGUCAGAACCAACAUCACUCAGAGCUGGACAAACUGGAGAGUAACUCGAAAAAUCCUCAAAGUUAAACUGGGAAAACUGGGAAAGGAAUCAGAAUUUAACUGGGCUGGGGAAAGUCCAGCUUCCUGUGACCAGGUCAGAGUCUGGAUGAUGGUUCUGCUGGUUCUGAUGGACCCUCCAUGUUGACUGGAUUUAAUCUCUGACGUUUACUUUUGGCUGUCGUAUUUUUCUUAUUUUUGGUGCUAGAAAAUAAAACCUGGUGACUUUCUGUGUUGGCCGUUCUGGAGGUUGUGGGUCAGUUUUACUUUAGAAACGUGAAACUGCAGGGUUCUGUUUGACCCAUUUGGUAAAUUUUCAGAACUUCUGACUGAAGCGUCUCAUCCAGUUUUGAGCUUCCUGAGGGUUCAGGCUGCAGUUCUGCUGACUGGCCAGCAGGAGGCGCUGCAGGGGGAACGCAGUGGCGUUAACUGAUCUGCUGUUUCAUGACAUGCAUGAAGUUCUAUUUAUCGUUGAAACAGAACCGAGCGGUUCUGGUUCUGGACUUUCAGAUUCCUGUUGCUCUGAAUAAAAAUGUGAGACUCGGCCGGGCCGGGCGGCACCAGAACCACAGAGGUUCUGACUGAAAGAAAAUAAAGUAAAGCAUUGUUUACCCCCACAGAUUGAUAGCAUGGGAUCAACAGGCUGAUCAGGGUUUUAAUCCAGGACGAUAAAAUGUUUUUGGAUUUUAAAAACUGAAUUUAUAAUAAAACAUCAUCUGGGUCCAAAAUGUUCAGAUUAAUCUAAUUUAGUUACAUGAAAAACAUGAUUAUUGUUCAAUGGCAACUCUUACAUUUAUGUCCAAAUUUUCCAUCAUCUUUAUAGUUUAGUCAUUAUUUUACUAAAAAGAAAUCUGUUCACUAAAUUUGGCUUUAAGUCAUAAAGAAUAUCCAGAUGUUAUUUUAGAAAUUUAUAAUCUCUGAAAAUAUUUGACUUUUUUUUUCUCAAACAUUUAUUUUAAUCUCAUUAUCAUCUAGUUUUAGAGUUAAAUAAUAAAAAAUGAGAGAAUCUCCAGAUUAUAUUCAAUUUACAGUAAACAUAAUCUGACAUUUUCUUUGAGUUUUAUGGAGAGCAAAGAGUGCCAAAUUGCAAUAAUUAAACAACUGAUGAAAACAUUUAUUAAGUGUUACUAAUCUAUUAAAAUAGAAAAUAAAUCCAGAAGCAUUUAUUAAAGAUAAGAAAUAAUUUGUGCCCCAAUUAAAUGUUUUUAUUUUUAAAAGUAGAUAUAAUUAUUCCAUGAUUUAAUAAAUGUAUGUUUCUGCGAUGAAGCACAUUAUGAAUUAAUUUAAACUGUAACUGUACGGGGCUGUUUCUAAAAAUAAGUCAUAAAAUAAUUAAAUGUAUUUAUGUAACUUAAUUGAGACACAUAAUUAAUGCUUAAUAAAUUACUUUUGUAUUUACUUCUAGUUUUUCAUGGUGACACAUUUAAAUAAUCAUUUUAUUAGUUAUUUAUUAUAAUUUGGCAUUCUCACUAAAUGAACACAAAGAGCACCAGAACAACAGCACAGGAGCUCCACAACGGGAGAAGUUGUGCUUGGAGGCCAUGGGGCCCCUCAGUGGGUCCUCCUGUUGGCCCCCCCACUGGUUUUCUCACAGGGUGCCCGGGGCCCCGCUGGGUCUUUAUCCGUCCAUGCAGUAGUCUUACUUUACCACACUGCCAGUCGCACAACGAGCCUUCAUCGCUGCCAAGCCUGACGUAAUGUGUUGUUGCUGCUUUGACGUAGCGUUUCUGCUUCUCGUGCCUCCGUAGUGGCGACCUGAGGCCCCGCCCCUUUCGGCCGAGAGGUGGGCGGAGCCACGCCCCCAGUGCGUAGCCGUUUAGCCUGUGUGUUAGCUGCCGGUACAGUGGCGUCUUCCCCCUCACGUGCCUUUGGUUUCUGUCUGCUGUAACACCUUUUACUCGUUUUAUGAAUAGAUGACGUGUUUAUUUUUGCAAUCUGAUGCUGUUUUGACUGUAACUUGCACUAAAUGAUCCUCUUCUAUGUGCCGUAAAGGUUCUGAUGAAUGUUAGCUUAAGCUAAUUAUAGGUCAUAAAUGUAAAUGGUUAAAUAACAGAAUUGUCUAUGUGUUUAAUCAUAAUAAAAAUGGUUUAAUA
Messenger RNA from Gambusia affinis (western mosquitofish), 6494 nucleotides. RefSeq names its product diacylglycerol kinase theta-like. NCBI's taxonomy places the organism in Eukaryota, Metazoa, Chordata, Actinopteri, Cyprinodontiformes, Poeciliidae. Gene Ontology annotation, molecular function: ATP-dependent diacylglycerol kinase activity. Gene Ontology annotation, biological process: lipid phosphorylation; diacylglycerol metabolic process; intracellular signal transduction. The record is from RefSeq and is a predicted model, not a curated record. The transcript has 23 exons. The coding region runs from base 937 to 3423 and encodes 828 amino acids.